GUGAAUAAUACCAACCAAAAAAGUCUCCCCCACACAGCCUCUGGUCUCAUCCUCAACCGCGGAUUUCUGUAUUGUUCCACACACUUUAUAUAUAUCUUCAACACUUCACCAUUUCCAUAUAUACUAACUCAAGCUUGUAAGCAGCACAUCUUUCAUUGGUAUUUUUUUUGGCUUUUCAAAUAAUUUAUUUAUUCUUGUUUGGUGGAUCCUUUAUUCUUCACUUAAAUUACACCAUUAAAUUUAAUCAUUAAACGCUUCAACCUUCCAAUUCCAUUUUGUCAGAUUCUUUUUUGUGUAUGGUUGUACUAAGAAUUUAUAAGAAUAUAAAGUUAAUUCUAUACCAAACAAGAUUUCUUCUGGUUCUUCUUUAGGUCUUCUACUGUGUCAUACUUAUCUCCAUUUUUUUCUCUCUCCUUACCACAAUUCGUUAAAUUUUUGAGCUUGGGGGAAAUUUUUUAUUGAUUUUUAGUUCUGGGUUUUGGAUUAUUUGAUUAAACAAUCCAACCCCAUGAAUAAAUUCCCCAAUUUUAUAAUUUUGAGGGGAAAUUGGGUGAUAAAGUUGUGAUCUUUGUUGAAAAUAAUUUCUGAAUUUUGCUUAAUUUAUUGGGAAUUGGGUUGAAAUGGGAUUAAUUGAAGCAAUUUGGGGAAUAUUUGAUCUGCCCACAUCAAUUAGAAGUGGAUUAAUGGUGGAUAUUAUGUUUUUUAUUGCUCCAAUUUGGACUGCUUUUCUGGUCGGUCUUAUAAUUGGAUGGGUAUGGAGACCAAGGUGGUGGGAAAGUUUGGACAAAAACAAGUUUGAAUCUUUAAUGUCCAAAUUUGUGGAAUUUUUAUCUCCUUCUUCUCCGUCAAAAGUGCUUCCUUCUAUUCAAAGCUUCACUCCUUUUACCAUGAAAUUCUCAAAUUCUAAAGGAGAAUCAAUUGGUGAGGAUAUUAGUUCAAAUAAUGAGAUAUUGGCUUUGAAACCCACUUUUGUUGACUCCAAUUUCAGGUCAUCACAGAUAAAAGGCAAGGAAAAUCCUGCUGUGGAUAAUGAUGAUAUGGUGCAUCUUUUUAAGCUUGUUGAGGAGAAAGAUGGAGGUCCUUCGUGGAUACAAAUGAUGGAUCGCUCCACCCCAACCAUGAACUAUCGAGCUUGGCGGAGAGACCCCGAGACCGGUCCACCUCAGUAUCGUAGUAGUACAAUUUUUGAAGAUGCAACACCCGAGAUGGUAAGAGACUUCUUUUGGGAUGAUAAAUUUCGACCAUCGUUUGACCCCAUGCUCAUAAAUUCUAAAACACUUGAAGAGUCUCGUACUACUGGAACCAUGGUAGUGCAAUGGGUUCGCAAGUUUCCGUUCUUCUGCAGUGACCGAGAGUACAUAAUUGGCCGUAGGAUAUGGGAGUGUGAAAGAACAUUUUACUGCGUGACAAAGGGAAUACCUAAUUCCGUGCCUCGAAAGGACAAGCCGAGACGCGUGGAUCUGUAUUAUUCAAGUUGGUGUAUUCGCCCAGCGGAAUCUAGGAGAACGGGUGAGAUGACAGCAGUUGAAGUGCUCCUUUUUCAUCACGAAGACAUGGGUAUUCCAUGGGAAAUAGCUAAACUUGGUGUACGACAAGGGAUGUGGGGAGCCGUCAAAAAAAUCGACCCUGGUCUACGAAUUUACCAGAAAGCAAGAGCUGGCGAUGCACCCCUCUCACCCCAAGCCGAAAUGGCCCAUAUCACCACGAAAGUAGACUCACAAUAUUUGACAGCUUUGUUGAACGGGGAUGAUCAGUCUGUGACCGAAGUUUCAACGCCCCAAGAGAAGCAGCAAGGAGGGAUGAACGUCUCAAAGCUCCUCAUAUUUGGCGGGGCAGCUGCCCUUGCUUGUAGUCUCGACAAAGGGCUUCUAACAAAAGCCGUUAUCUUUGGAGUUGCACGAAGACUUGGAAGAAUGGGCGGUAAAUUUAACUAAUUUGAGGCGCCCUAAUUGAGGUAGAUUCGACAUUCCUGUAUCAUGUAGUCGUAAAUAACCUUUGUGUCACCUACGCAGGAAGGCGAUCCCAGUCACCCGUCCAUCCCUUCUCCCCCCCUUAAAUAAUAAAUUCAGAAACAAAGAAGUUUUGCAUGUGUAACCAGUAGCUUGAAGCUACAAACAUUGUACUUGAUGAAAGUAAAAUAUCAAAUUGUAUAUUUUCAGAAA
This is a messenger RNA of Amaranthus tricolor (Joseph's coat), 2162 nucleotides long. RefSeq lists its product as uncharacterized. The record is from RefSeq and is a predicted model, not a curated record. Gene Ontology annotation, molecular function: lipid binding. NCBI's taxonomy places the organism in Eukaryota, Viridiplantae, Streptophyta, Magnoliopsida, Caryophyllales, Amaranthaceae. Bases 621 to 1934 code for a protein of 437 amino acids. The transcript has 6 exons.